Grammomys surdaster is the source of this 3209-nucleotide messenger RNA. It is a transcript of the gene Slc35c1, whose product is annotated as solute carrier family 35 member C1. The record is from RefSeq and is a predicted model, not a curated record. Bases 625 to 1716 code for a protein of 363 amino acids. Gene Ontology annotation, molecular function: antiporter activity. Lineage: Eukaryota; Metazoa; Chordata; Mammalia; Rodentia; Muridae. Gene Ontology annotation, biological process: protein O-linked glycosylation via fucose; GDP-fucose import into Golgi lumen. Gene Ontology annotation, cellular component: Golgi apparatus. The transcript has 2 exons.
CCUUUAAGGCGGCUCGUAGGCGUGUCAGGAAAUGCGCGCCGGAACAGCCCCGCUCGGUGAGUGGCCGGGGACUGGCGCUGAUGAGCCGGAACUUGGAUUCGGCUCGUGGCAGCCGGAGCCGUUCUCCGGUCAGGCCCCUGUCCGUGUCCCUCGAGGCGCACCCUGUCCGUGUCUCUCUGCAGCACCCUCCCUUCGGCUCAGCGGGGGUUUCCGGGGGCUUCCCGCUCACCGCUUCCCACGUGGUCCGCGUCCGGUUAUUUUCUCCUCUGCUCUGCCCUUCUGUAGCUCUCUCGCUUCCUUUCUCCCUGCGACUCACACGUCCCCUGUCGUCAAGAUGGCCAUGGCUGUCAAGGCCCGCAUCCUUAGUUAGGCCCCUUCUCCCUUCCCUGGGUCUUGUUUCAUGACCCCAACCCCACCCCACCCCCGCCCCCCGCCCCGGGAGCGAGCAAGAUGAGGAGCGGUGCACCAUGGCAAAUCCGGAAGCAGAACUUCAUCCAAGAAGGAGGGGACCGAUAGAUCAUCCCAUGUGACAGUUGAAGGCUGCAGCCACAGGCCCUAACAGCUUGAAGCCCUGUAGUUCAGGGAAUGCUUCUGGCCGUGAAGUGAUCCAUCUCUUCUGCCACCAUGAACAGGGCCCCUCUGAAGCGGUCCAGGAUCCUGCGCAUGGCGCUGACUGGAGCCUCUGCUGUCUCCGAGGAUGCAGACAGCGGAAACAAGCCUUUUCUGCUCCGGGCUCUGCAGAUCGCGCUGGUGGUCUCUCUCUACUGGGUCACCUCCAUCUCCAUGGUAUUCCUCAACAAGUACCUGCUGGACAGCCCCUCCCUGCAGCUGGAUACCCCCAUCUUUGUCACCUUCUACCAAUGCCUGGUGACCUCGCUGCUGUGUAAGGGCCUCAGCACUCUGGCCACCUGCUGCCCUGGCACGGUAGACUUCCCCACCCUAAACCUGGACCUCAAGGUGGCCCGAAGUGUGCUGCCGCUGUCCGUGGUCUUUAUCGGCAUGAUAACCUUCAAUAACCUCUGCCUCAAGUACGUCGGGGUGGCCUUCUACAACGUGGGACGCUCGCUCACCACCGUGUUCAAUGUGCUUCUCUCCUACCUGCUGCUCAAACAGACCACAUCCUUCUAUGCCCUGCUCACCUGCGGCGUCAUCAUUGGUGGUUUCUGGCUGGGUAUAGACCAAGAGGGAGCUGAGGGCACCCUGUCCCUGACGGGCACCAUCUUCGGGGUGCUGGCCAGCCUCUGUGUCUCACUCAAUGCCAUCUAUACCAAGAAGGUGCUCCCUGCGGUAGACCAUAGUAUCUGGCGCCUAACCUUCUAUAACAAUGUCAACGCCUGUGUGCUCUUCUUGCCCCUCAUGGUCGUGCUGGGUGAGCUCCACGCCCUCCUGACCUUUGCGCAUCUGAACAGUGCCCACUUCUGGGUCAUGAUGACGCUGGGUGGCCUGUUUGGCUUUGCCAUCGGCUAUGUGACAGGACUGCAGAUCAAAUUCACCAGUCCCCUGACCCAUAAUGUGUCAGGCACGGCCAAGGCCUGUGCACAGACAGUACUGGCUGUGCUCUACUACGAAGAGAUUAAGAGCUUCCUGUGGUGGACAAGCAACUUGAUGGUGCUGGGUGGCUCCUCCGCCUACACCUGGGUCAGGGGCUGGGAGAUGCAGAAGACCCAGGAGGACCCCAGCUCCAAGGACAGCGAGAAGAGUGCUAUCGGGGUGUGAGCUCCUUCAGGGAUCCACGGCUGAGCUCAGGUGGGGCCUACCCAGCACUGAAGGCUUCCCAGAGAGCCAACUGGGUAUGGCCCUGAGCAAUAUUGUUUACAUCCUCCUCAGAAAAUGAUCUUAGAGGAGCCAGGUUCUUUCCUGGUAAUGUCAGAAAGCUGCCAAAUCUCCUGUCUGCCCGAUCUUCUUGUCUUGGGAAAGCCCUACUAGGAGUGGCACCCUUCCUGCCUCCUCCUGGGGCCUGUCUACCUCCAUAUCGCCUCUGCAGUUGGGACCAGCUGCACUGUUUGGGGACUGGACUGAUGAAGUGACGUCUUGAUGACAUCUACACAAGGGAGAUGGGUUGUGACCCUACCAUAUAGCUGGUUGAAGGGAGUUGAGCGACCCCACAUCUCUGGGGCCCUGAGCAGGCAGCAUAAUAGCUCAGGUGCUGUUAACAUCAGUAACGCUCCAGACCGCCUUUGGAGGCAGCUGGGAGCCAAGAGAGGACAUGGACAUUCUGCCCUCUUCUGUGUGGAGGGUACGGCAGACCUGUGGGAGCUGCACCCACGGUGUCUGACGAGAAAACACUCACCUCGACACUCCAUAUUUGCAGCUUUAGGACAGGGGGAGCCACACAUUUUACAGAUUAAGUAGAGUCAUGAUUGCCUCUACAGCCCCUAACCCUGGCUUUUCCUGUCUGGCUUCUCUUGGCCCAAAGGGGCUGCCAUCCUGUUCUCUAACACCUGGCCCAGCUACCUGGCUGUACCCUCUUUCUGUACUCCCUUUUCCCCUGUAAGCAUCCUCCGACUCCUCCAUCUGCAGUCAGGAAGUAGGGUCCACUCAUAGCCUCUGUUCCCAUGUGCUCAGGUCCCCAAGCCCCUCAUGGUGGUAAGAGACACUUAUGUUCUCUGAGGCUGGGGCUGAAGGAGCCCAUUGAGUCUCAGAGUUAGUCCUUCAGGCUCCUGUCACAAAAUAGCCUAGACCGUGUGGCCAAGAACAGUGGAGGUUGGUUUAUAACUGUUCUGGGGGCAGCAGCAAAGCCCACAUCAAGGUACUCGUAGACCCAGUGUUUCAGAGGAAACCCCUCUGCCCACAUCCUCACAUGGUAGAGGCACAGAUGAACUCCCUCAGGCCUCUUGUAUAGGAGCACUAACCCCAUGAGGGCUCCAUACCAUGACCUAAUCACUCCCAAAGCCUUCAACAUGAGUCCACAAUGAAUUUGGGGACAGAAACACUCAGACCAUAACACCCCAGCACCACACCCUCCUAACCUCAGGGUAGCUGUCACUGUCCUAGUCCCUUCUGUUUGGCCUUUUAUACCCCCAUUUCCUUGGGGUAAUGUUUGAUGUCUUUGUCCAUUUCAUGAAAAGAUGGGGAAACCAUGUCCAGCCUUUGAUUCCCACUUCCCACAGGUUCUAAUGAAGUUGGUGGGGCCUGAUGCCCUGAGUUGUAUCUGAUUUAAUAAAAAAAAAAAAACAAAAUAAAAUAAAAUAAAAUGAACCAACAAGAUA